Molecule: messenger RNA, 519 nt
Organism: Fonsecaea erecta
Lineage: Eukaryota; Fungi; Ascomycota; Eurotiomycetes; Chaetothyriales; Herpotrichiellaceae
Exons: 1
Coding region: 1-519 (172 amino acids)
Biological process (GO): endoplasmic reticulum to Golgi vesicle-mediated transport
Cellular component (GO): nucleus; cytoplasm; TRAPP complex
Source: RefSeq, a predicted model, not a curated record
AUGUCGUACUACUUCGUUAUCGUCUCGCCCACCGACUCGCCGCUCUUCGAAUUGACCUUUGGCACCUCCAAAGCCGGCGGCGACGGCGUCGCCCGAUUCCGCCACGGCGAGACCUCUCGCUACAUGAACCAAUUCAUCGUGCACGCCUCUCUGGACGUCGUGGAGGAGGUGCAGUGGCUGACGCCAAACAUGUGGCUCAAGGUCAUCGACAACUACGCACCCACGAAUUCCCACAUCAGCUGCUUCAUGACGGGGACGAAUGUGCGGUUUAUGCUGCUCCACCAGCCCUCGGCCAUGACCAAUUCUUCUGCCGGGGCUCGAUCAUCGACCAUCUCGUCGACGUCGAUCCCGCAGAAUCCCACCAGUCCCCAGACGGAAGAGGCCAUUCGACAGUUCAUGAACGAGGUGUUCGAACUCUGGGUGAAGACCUUGAUGAACCCUUUUUACACGAUUGGAAAUCCCAUCAAGAGUCCGGUCUUCAAGCAACGAGUCACUGCCGCAGGCCGUAAAUGGCUGUGA